UUUCAGUAUUAUUUUGGAGACAUCAAUCUACCCAAAGAUAAGUUUUUACAGGAAAAAGUUAAAGAAGAUGAAGGCUUCGUUCCAUUGGAAGUUCUUCUCACCUUUAACAGACUGAAAGAAUUGAGUCCAGACGCAGAAGUUAUAGCAGCAGCCAUUAAAAAAUCUGACAGUGGUUUGAUUGAAGUUUCCAUAGAUAAUAAAAAGAUUAGACGAUCACCAGAGAAACCUUUACCAGAAAAUACCAAAGAGCAUCGAGAAGAGCUUACUAAAAGAACAGUCUAUUGUAAAGGCUUUCCUGAAGAUGGUACUUUUGACCCAAUAAAAUCUUUCCUUGAGAACUAUGGUCCAGUGGACAGUUUAUAUUUACGUAGAAAUGGUCAAACUUUCAAGGGUUCAGUUUUUGUCACAUUUAAAGGAGUACCAGACGCAGAGAAGUUUUUAGGAACAGAAACUGUGAAAUAUGGUGAUAAAGAAUUAAUCAAACUCUCCAAAAAUGAUUAUUAUAAAAAGAAAACAGAAGAAAAAAGAAAGUCAAAGCUAGAAAAGGAAGAAGCUGCCAAAGCAGAGACAGCCAAAGAAUUCCAAGAGGUAAGAGCAGGAGCCAUUUUAAAUUUAGAAGGGUUUGGUGAAGGAAUCUCAAGAGAAGAUGUUCGAAAUUUCUUUGAAGAUUUUGCUAAAGUUUCUUGGGUUGAUUAUAAUCCUGGAGAUCCAAAGGGUCAAGUAAGAUUCAGUGAAGAAAAUCAAGCUCAAGUUGCUCUAGAUAAAGCUAAAGAAGCUAAUGGUGGUAAACUAGAAAUAAAUGGAACAGUUUUAGAAGGAAGAGUUUUUGAAGGCAAGAUUAUUGCUUACCUUGGAGACUGA
Molecule: messenger RNA, 861 nt
Organism: Lottia gigantea (owl limpet)
Lineage: Eukaryota; Metazoa; Mollusca; Gastropoda; Lottiidae
Exons: 8
Biological process (GO): positive regulation of translation; RNA processing
Cellular component (GO): ribonucleoprotein complex; nucleus; cytosol
Molecular function (GO): RNA binding
Source: RefSeq, a predicted model, not a curated record